Molecule: messenger RNA, 1564 nt
Organism: Centropristis striata (black sea bass)
Lineage: Eukaryota; Metazoa; Chordata; Actinopteri; Perciformes; Serranidae
Gene: srp9
Product: signal recognition particle 9
Exons: 6
Coding region: 184-831 (215 amino acids)
Biological process (GO): SRP-dependent cotranslational protein targeting to membrane; negative regulation of translational elongation
Cellular component (GO): signal recognition particle, endoplasmic reticulum targeting
Molecular function (GO): 7S RNA binding
Source: RefSeq, a predicted model, not a curated record
CAGCUCCACCACUAGAGGGCGACAUGUAGAGUUUCCUACAGCAGACAGGACACGAGUGUUUCCGGUCCUAUGGUCCUUUCAAAACAAAGGUCGCAGCAUUGGCUGCUGUGACGCGAAAAAUUCGGCCGCCAUCGUGGAAUGUGGAUGAGGAGCAUUUGACAACAACAACAGAAGAUAACAAGGAUGCCGGGCUGGUGUUCGGCGUAUUCCUGCUCUAAUGAGCGGACCGUCCGAAAUAGGAAUCGGGGGAUUACUUUUCACAAGUUUCCCAAAGACAAAGAUAUGAGGAAGAAGUGGGAAGUGGCUUUGAGGAGGGAAGGAUUCACUGCAAGUCAUCACUCGGUUGUCUGCAGUCAACAUUUUAAGCAGGCUGAUUUUGACAGGAUGGGUCAGAUUGUCCGACUACGUGAUGGUGUUGUUCCAUCCCUCUUCAGCUUCCCGGUUCACCUCCAAAAAUUGGUAAAGGGCAGGGCUACGUCUACGUCCAGAAGAGCUGCAGAAAGCCUGUCUGUGCUCUCUAAGGAUUCCCCACAAAUGGCAACUUCACACCCACAACCUCAGCCUAAUGAUGAUCACAGCUAUGCCUUGCCUGCUUCUCCUACAGCUCUUAAGGCCAAAGUCAAUGAACAUUUGGCAAGACUGGAAAGUCUGGAGCGAGAAAAGAAGAAUGCCAUGUCCAGAGAAAAGAGGGCAAAGACCACAGUGAAGGGUAUUUUGGAGGAUUUGAGGGAAAAGAACCUCAUUAAUGAAGAGCUCAGUGAGAAGCUUUCACUCUACUUUGGUCAGAGUGGUUCUCAAGUACAGACACUGCGACGGAAACCUGUGCAUUAAAGUCACCGAUAAUGCCGUGUGUUUACAGUACAAGACGGACCAGGCCCAGGACGUGAAGAAGAUCGAGAAGCUCCACGGGAAACUGAUGAGACUCAUGGUGUCCAAGGAGACACACAGUGGUUCCAUGGAGACAGACUAAAGUGCUCCAGAAGCAGCUGGACUGAUUUCAUCGGGCACAGUGGUUGUUGAGAGCACAGCAUCAUCACAGUGCAAUGUGGAGUCUGAGAGAUGGGCAGUUGUACAGAGGGAAUGUGGCUGCCUACACUGAUUUAAUACUGUCAGAGAUGGGAUAUAUAUACCGCAUAUAUUAGAUAUACAGUAUACAUUCAAAUCUCGCAGGGGUUUUUUCAUACAUUCUUCAGUGUAGGCUGCUGGGAAAUUUUAGGAAACCCAGAGGUGGGAAGAGGUGUCGUUGGGGUAAAUGCGAGACAAAGUGUCAAGAAGAGCAUCAAUCAUCCGCUGCAGUGUAAGCAGCUUCGGCUCCUUGAUUUCUUUAGAGGAGUUUUUUUAUUUUGUUUUUAGUAAUAAAGAGGACAAAAUCGACGGGCAAUGAAGUCAUUGCAUGCCUUUUCUGUUUACAUCGGUCGUUUUUCCUCAUGGACUUAUGCCACACAAAUGAAGCAGGAUCACGUCAUGUGACAGUGUGGAGAAACCCCGACACCUCCACAUGCCAGUCUGUUGUCUGAGAUUCAUAGCAUUAUGUGUUCAAUAAAUGUUUAUUUACCCCAGUGCA